AUGCCACCCGCGGCCGAGGAGGAAAAUUCAAGCCCUCGCGAGGAGGUAUGGUCGCGUGCACCGCACGAUAAACAACCCAGGAAGCUCACAACCAGCCCAGGCGGGAAACAUUUCAGCCGAGACAUUAUCCCUACCGACAAAGACGGCAAUGUUGUAGGGUUAUGGCGUGUGAGUUCCAUGGCGGGUUUUCUGCUUACCCCGCGAUCGCGACUGACCCUGCCCCUCCAGGACCCCGGAGACCAGAUCGAAUCGUCGAGCGAAGAGGAGUCCUCCGAAGAAGAGAGCUCUUCUGAAGAAAGCGAAGAUGCGGAGGCUGGCCUGAGUACCACUGCAGCGAACGAGGCUGCAGACCAAACCCGUGAAGCGCGCCGGGCAGCCGCGAAAGCGAAGAAGCAAGCCGCGAUCGCCAAGCGCAAUCGGCUCGCCGCCCAGCCAGGCGAUCUACCACCCAGUGAUGACGAGGAAGAGGAAGACGAGACCGAUCUGCCCGCGAACCCGAACCAUACCGCCAAGUCGCGGUCGCAACUGGAGAAGAAGGAUGACGAGGAGCAGCCCAAGAAGAAGAAGGCCCAGGAUAUCUCACAGCUGUCGCGACGGGAGCGUGAGGCGAUCGAAGCGCAGCAGGCUCGGGAGCGAUAUCUGAAACUUCAUGCUGAGGGCAAGACUGAAGAGGCGCAAUCCGACCUGGCACGCUUGGCGCUCGUCCGGGAGCAGCGCGAGGCGGAGCGUGCUCGCAAGCAAGCCGAGAAGGAAGAGAAGGAGGAGCAGGCGAAGCAGAAGGCUGCUGCGAUCAAGGAGCGAGAGGAGAGGGCGCGAGCAAGUAAGCAGAAGAAGGGUGGGAAGAAGAAAUAA
Molecule: messenger RNA, 852 nt
Organism: Penicillium chermesinum
Lineage: Eukaryota; Fungi; Ascomycota; Eurotiomycetes; Eurotiales; Aspergillaceae
Product: PDGFA associated 1 family protein
Exons: 1
Coding region: 1-852 (283 amino acids)
Cellular component (GO): cytosol
Molecular function (GO): RNA binding
Source: RefSeq, a predicted model, not a curated record